AUUGAGUAGCUGGGAGAGAGGGAGAGAGAGAGAGAGAGAGAGAGAGACGGGGAUAGAGGGAUACCAGGAAUAAGGAGGAAGGGGGAGACAUGGGGGGAGGCACUGGUACAUAAAUUCCUAUAAACACAGAAACAGAGUAGCUCACAUCACUGGCAGAUCAUCUCCAUGGCAAGACAAUGGAAAGCAGACAGACCUUGAUACAUUGUAACAAAAAAAAAAAAAGAUGUGCAGGAUGUUCAGAGUGACCUUAUAGAAAGAUUGGAUGCUGCGCUCCGUAGAUUGCACAAGAUGAUUGACAUCUAACCAGGCACAGCACAGGACAUGCAAAGAAAUAUAUACAGUCUAUACACAGAUCUGCAAGCUGGCAGCUGGCAGGAGGUGCAGGGGUGCUGUACACAUGAUCCCCUGUCCCUAGGUGACUUUUGACCUGGUGAUCUACUGUACCUUGCUGUUGGUCCCAAGGAUUUCUGUGUUGUCUGGUUUUUUUAUUUAUUUUGGAGAUUUUGUUUUUUCAUGGACACAAAAAGGGGGAGAGAGGCAAGGCGACUGAUGUGCGGCUAAAUCUGCAGUUCCUGAACUUUCAGUCUGGCAUCUGGGAAACUAACAAAAAAAGGAUCAAGGACCAGGCAGCAUCAUACAGGCUACAACGCUGGAUCUCUGCUUUUUUUUUUAUUUUCUUGGGUGAUGGAAGGCUAAAGCUACUGUGGACGUUUGAUUGGCAGUGCCAAGGUGGUGUGGGCCCCCUUUGAAAUUGCCCUUUGGGGAGAGAGGGUGUGAGGGGGAGAAUGAAGCAUUUCGCUGCGUCCGAGAAGCAUGAGGUGGCACCCGUACACCCGCUCUGACUGGGCAUGGCUGGUGCUGACUUGGUUGUCUGUAAUGCUCUGUUUGGCAACCGCCACAGCGACACUUUCUAGGCAACAUGGCACGGCCACUUCACCUGGUCAGGCGUCACUGGAUUGGUUACUUAGCAACAGGGGCCCGUUUCAUGGAUCCCAGCAGUAUGUGGACUUUGCAGAGCGAUACCAACAAGGCUAUACCACCAGGUAUCGAGUUCACAGGGAGUUUGGUCGCUGGAAAGUAAAGAACAUGGCAUUGGAAAGUAAGGAGUUUCCAAAUCUAACCUUGGCUCCAGAGUUUGUCCGGAACAUUCGUCAGUUGGGGAGGAGGCCCUCCGCCGCUCAGAUCACAGAGAACCUGAUAAAAAAAUAUGGCACACACAUUCUCAUUUCUGCUGUGCUCGGAGGUGAAGAGUCUCUCACCAUGUUUGUGGAUAAGGGGAGGCUGAAGCGAGAGGCGGGAGUGCGUGGCAAUGCAUCGUCCCCUACAUUGGACACUCUACACCAGCUGGCAGCUUCAUAUUUCAUGGACCGUGAGAGCGCGCUGAGGCAGCUGCACCACAUUCAGAUCACCACGGGAGCCAUUAAGGUAACGGAAACUCGAACCGGUCCUCUUGGCUGCAGUAACUACGACAACCUGGACUCUGUUAGCUCUGUAUUGGUGAUGGGUCCUGAGAGCAAAGUCCAGCUUCUUGGGCUGCAAGCGCUGCUUCCUCAGUACUUAAGAGUGAGAUUUGUUAAGGCUGCACUGUCCUACAUUUCAUGCAACUCACAGGGAAGGAUGGAGUGCCAGGCAGGAGAAUGCUGGUGCCGCUGUGACGCUGCAUACCCACAAUGCAAUUGCCCAGCUGAGGACAUCCAUAUAUUGGAGAAGAGCCUAACGCAGACACAAGAGCAAGUAGCCAGUCAGAGUAAAGAGUUUGAAGAUUCUGCAGAAUUUCGGUCGUUUCUGAAGAAUUUGCCCACAGAUCGUUUCCUUAACGUCACAACGAUUUCCAGACUCUGGAAUGCAGACCUCCGCCUCAGCCAACGUUAUGAGCAGCUAAUAGUGGGCUUCAAGCAACUAUUAUCCAAGUCUCAGCGGCAAAUUCGUCGUCUGAUUAACCUGAGUAAACACUGCCUACGUCAGCCUCAGUACACACUAUUGCGGGAAAGAUCUGUCGCUUACUGGUGGCAUCGGAUCCAGUCUCUUCUCUACUGUAGUGGAUCCCUCAUGCCAGGCACAUUUCUAGAGGCGUCCCACAGCUGCACCUGCACUCUCCAGCAUCCCAACUGCCAGGGGAACAUUCCAUGCAUACAAGGUCCUGGCCCUUUGUGUUCCCUUUGUUCCACAGCUCACCCUGCCCAGUGUGCCAGCUGCAACCCAGGAUAUACUCUCUCAGCUCAAGGCCUGUGUGUGCCUUCAGUGCCUGAGUCCUCAGAACAUUACUUGGGGACAGAAGGUAGUUUGCAGGACUUGGAAGUAAAGUACUUGCUCCUUAAACGGGACGGACGCUUGAGAGCCCCGGCAUUCUUCAUCUCUGGAGAUCUGCGGCUUGGCAUGUGGUUUCAAAUGGGGGGCAGGAAGCGAAUGCUAUUGACCUGCAAGAGUAACAAACACUGGCCAAGUCAGCUCCACUUACUUCUAGGACUUUCCAUGCGCCUCUGCCUUGCCGGGAAUGGGACAAGAGACCCUCAAGUAACAGUUUAUGUUAAUCCCUUUGGAGGGAGCCACUCAGAAAGCUGGUUGCUGCCUGCUGGGGAACAAGGUUAUUCUAGUUGGGAGAAGACCUGGGACAUGGAAGGAGGAGACCGUUGCCAGAAUUGGACUUUAAUACUUGGCCACCGCUGGCGGUCAUUUUUUGAAACUGUCCAUUUUUACAUGAGAAGCAAUCCUCUCGAAGAGGAAGGGGAAGAAGAUUCAGCUGAAUGGACUGACAAACAGACUUUGGAUGACAAGUUGGAAGAUCCAGAGUAUGUCCGUAUUGAUGGUCUUCACGCUUUUGGCUAUAGCGUGCCCUUUGAUCCAGAAGCCAUCAGAGGCUUAGCUCAGCAAAUGGAGCAGCCUGGUUCUAGAGAAGGUGCACUGCUGGAAAUGCUAGAGCUGAGAAAGCGGGUGAAUUUCUUGUCCCCGCCAGGUAGCCGUAAGCUGGAUCUAUUUAGUUGCUUACUGCGGCAUCGGCUUAAAAUGAGCAGCAAUGAGGUGGGAAGAAUACAGGCCCAACUUUCAUUAUUCAGCAGCCAGCUACCUAACAGCUCAACAUACGAGACAGCAAAGCUCUGCAGCUAGAAAUUCCGACAAGUGGUUUAAUUUGCCCCUUUACUACACCAAGAUGGUUAAUCGGGCCCAGGAGGCAUGUACAGUGUCUAGUUUUUAUGAAGUCAUUUCUUUUAACCACUUCAGUAGUCUUGGAUCUGCAAUAUCUUUGUAUUGGAAUUGCAAAUGGAGCUUGAAAAAAUAGUUAAACGGCCAAGCAAAGGAUGCAAAGAGAAAUUCUAUCUUUAUAAUAUAGCCAAUGCUUACUAAAAUUGAUUGUGCAAAUAGAAUAAUGUCCAUCUUCUUAAGUGACAUUGAUGAAGUUCAUUGUGUAUGCAAUUCUGGCAAAUCAAGAGUAUCUAGUGGGGGGAGGGGGACAGAGCUGUGAUGGUGUCACCAAGAUAACAAAACUCUACAACUCAUCACAGCUAAAGCCAUAUUCAGAGGAGCCAACAAAUGAUGUCCAGUUCCCUGUAUUUCAAAGUAGUGGACCACUUGAAUAUCUUACCAUAUGGUGUCUCAAGAUGAACCAAGCAAAAAAAAAAAAAAAGAACUUAAAAUGGAAGAAAAUAAACAUGUAGUAUAAGGAUUAUUUUCAAAAAGUGUCAAAUUUAAAUGUACUUGAACCAGCUGGGAAAAUAAAACUGUAGAAAGCUGGUUAUUUAUACUUUCACUGUUGGCUUAAACUAACAGUUCAACUAUCUCCUGAAAAAAGCCUUAUUAUUGUCACCAGUAACAUUUACAACAGUGUGCUUGAUCUGGUACAAAGGGGGUUAAUGGAGCUUAGUCGUUGAUUAUAAAGGGUCAUACAUUUGCAAAAACUGACAAAAAAGCACAAGAAAAUAUAAGACUUUGCAGUGACCACUGUGUGUUGAUGUUUUGAAUAAGUACACAUUCUGAGUGUGUCUGUGUGGACACAAGGUUUAGUGUGUGAUUAGGAAUAUCCAGGUCUUUUGUGUGUAUGUGCUUAAGACAAAACAAGAAGGGGAGCAUUGUAGUCCCUAACGCAAUUUAUAAUAUUUAAUUUGUAUGUAGACCUGGUAAUGAAUGCAGAUUUGUACCGGCAGAACACAAGCUCAUUGAACGACUGUCUCGAGAAUACAGCCUAUUUUGAAAUAUCUGUAAGCCUAGCAGAGAUAAUAUACAGUAUGCCUUCUUCAAGGUCAAGAGAAGCCAGUAUUGGCAUAUAGUAAAUAUAUUCUAUCAAUGGACACAGGUUGGACUAAUUAUGCACCGUUGAGCAUGACAAAAGAUUAUAGGUCAUUUUCUAAGCGAUUCGGCAAGUCCGUUUGUUUGAAUGUGCCAUAAGGUGAUUUAUAACCUACCUGUGGCCAUGUGUUUUCAGAUAUUUGUAUCUCAAGCAGGGCUCAAUAAAGACAAGGAAGCUUUUUA
Molecule: messenger RNA, 4464 nt
Organism: Pseudophryne corroboree (corroboree frog)
Lineage: Eukaryota; Metazoa; Chordata; Amphibia; Anura; Myobatrachidae
Gene: BRINP2
Product: BMP/retinoic acid inducible neural specific 2
Exons: 8
Coding region: 814-3105 (763 amino acids)
Biological process (GO): negative regulation of mitotic cell cycle; positive regulation of neuron differentiation; cellular response to retinoic acid
Cellular component (GO): dendrite; cytoplasm; neuronal cell body
Source: RefSeq, a predicted model, not a curated record